Messenger RNA from Olea europaea var. sylvestris, 1884 nucleotides. Its product is annotated as L-ascorbate oxidase homolog. Bases 1 to 1659 code for a protein of 552 amino acids. Lineage: Eukaryota; Viridiplantae; Streptophyta; Magnoliopsida; Lamiales; Oleaceae. The record is from RefSeq and is a predicted model, not a curated record. The transcript is spliced from 2 exons. Gene Ontology annotation, molecular function: copper ion binding; oxidoreductase activity.
AUGGGUAGGAUAAAUUUGGUGUUAUUUUCACUUAUAUUAUGUGUAUCGACGUUCGUGACGGUCCAUUGUGAAGAUCCUUACUUGUUCUUCACAUGGAACGUUACAUAUGCCACCCUUUCUCCCUUGGGUGUACCCCAACAAGUUAUUCUCAUCAAUGGCCAGUUUCCAGGACCAAGAAUCAACUGCACUUCCAACAACAACAUUGUUGUCAAUGUGUUCAACAACCUCAACGAACCGUUUCUUCUAACAUGGAACGGCAUUCAACAGAGGAAGAAUUCUUGGCAAGAAGGGACAUUGGGCACAACUUGUCCCAUUCCACCUGGUAAAAAUUUUACAUACCACUUCCAGGUGAAGGAUCAGAUUGGAAGCUUCUUCUACCACGCCACGACUGCGUUGCACCACGCUGCUGGGGCCUACGGGCCCAUCCGUGUCCAUAGCCGGGAUCUUAUUCCAGUGCCAUUUGACCGGCCGGAGGAUGAGUAUGACGUUCUGGUGGGUGAUUGGUACACAAAAGGUCACUCUACCUUAAAGAAGUUACUUGACAGUGGGCGAACCCUGGCACGGGCCGAUGGCGUUCUGAUCAAUGGCAAGGCGGGUAGCACUAAAGGGGAAAAUGAGCCGAUGUUUACGAUGAUCCCUGGAAAGACUUAUAGAUACAGAUUCUGUAAUGUGGGGAUGAAGAACUCCAUCAAUGUUAGAAUUCAAGGUCAUACGAUGAAACUGGUGGAAAUUGAAGGAUCCCACACUGUCCAAAAUGUGUAUGAUUCCCUUGAUGUUCAUUUGGGGCAAUGCUAUUCAGUCCUAGUAACAGCUAAUCAAGAACCAAAUGCCUAUUAUCUUGUAGCUUCAACGCGGUUUACGAAAACUGCGCUGACCUCGACCGCAACCAUUAGCUAUUCGGGUAGCACGGGCCCCGCCUCACCAGAACUGCCCGAGGGACCCGUUGGUUGGUCCUGGUCCCUUAACCAGUUCAAGUCAUUUAGGUGGAACCUAACAGCCAGUGCUGCUAGGCCUAAUCCUCAGGGCUCCUACCAUUACGGCCAAAUCAACAUAACGCGCACAAUCAAGCUAGUCAAUUCAGCUGGCAAGGUUGAUGGAAAGCUUCGUUAUGCUAUUAAUGGAAUCUCACACGUAAACACCGAAACUCCAUUAAAGCUGGCUGAGUACUUUGGGGUUGCAGGCAAAGUUUUCAAAUAUGACCUACUUAAAGACGAACCACCCACAGAUACUAAACAGAUUACCAUUGCACCAAAUGUGAUCAAUGCCACUUUCCGUAACUUUGUUGAGAUCAUAUUCGAGAACCAUGAAAAGAGCGUUCAAUCAUGGCACUUGGCUGGAUAUGCCUUUUUUGCUGUCGCGAUUGAACCAGGCAAAUGGACACCAGAUAAGAGGAAGAACUACAAUCUUCUUGAUGCUAUAAGUAGAAACACAAUCCAAGUAUAUCCGAAAUCAUGGGCUGCGAUUAUGACAACACUGGACAACGCGGGAAUGUGGAUCCUAAGAUCAAUGAUAUCAGAGAGGCAGUAUUUAGGCCAACAACUCUACAUCAGUGUCCUCUCCCCUGCACGUUCUCUUCAGGAUGAGUAUAACAUCCCGGACGAUGAUCUUCUUUGCGGAAUUGUUAAGGAUCAGCCAAUGCCAGAACCAUAUACUGCAUGAUUCUACUUGAAGUCGACAGAUUUCAAGGCAAAAUUAGAGGCUGGCAAAGCUACCAUAAUACACAGGCUUAAAGAAGCACAAGGGAGCAUAUCAACGGGCUGUGCAGCAAGAGGGCGACUAGAGAAUUUAGAUUCGAAUCCCUUCCCAAUAAAGAGGAAGAAAACUACAUCUGAUGGUAUAAAUUGGCACAACCUUUAUAUUUUUAUUGAUCAUAGGAUUUGGUUA